AUGCAGGGCUUUUGUGGUCCUGUCAGCUCACACUUGCCUCCGUCUGGUCAUCUCGGUGUCACCGACAGACAAGACAGCCACAGGCCAACCACAACCUUCACCUCGCACAAGUACACCAUGGGAUGUGGUUCAUCCCGCUCGGCUCAUGCCAGAGCGACCAAGUUCAAAUACACGCCUCAUGUAGACCCCGCGGUCUCGACCUUUGCGGAAGCCGAAGCCCUUUUUCAUGGUGCGGUUGAAGGAGUGCGGGCCAGCGAGUCGGAACGCACGUUUUUGACCGAGUUUUCCCACGAGUCAAGCACCCGGCCCACAGGCACCUUUACCCUUCGUGUCAAGCCAGGCCCAGACAUGGCAUGGCGCAUGUAUCCGUUGACGGUUGACCCUUCGACAGACUUGUUCCAGACCAUGUGUGCCGAUGCUGGUCUCGGUCAACAGGUCAAGGCUGCUGGUCGACCAAGUCUGACUCUCACGCUCGUCCUCGUGGCGUUCAACCAACAUUUCCCCGGCCUCGAGUUGACGGAAACCACCGUCUGGGACGAGAUGCUGAGCCGCAAGGUGGUGGCCAUCGGGUCUGCCCUGGGUGUGGCGGCCGAUGCGCUCCACUACUGGGCCCUGUUUGUCAACGGUACCGAGGUCGAGUACGCCUCGAACACUCUGACGCCCAUUACUCCAGGCGAUACCCUCUCGCUUAUCUUUGUCCCCCACAAGGUCGUCUCGCCGCCGGCUUCGCCCAGGUUUGCAACCGGCGAGGUAUCGUGGACCCGUCUCGCACCCGCGAUUGGAUCGUCGGGCUCGCUGGAGGUGCCAGACACGAUCCGGGCGCCGUCGUGCUCCUCGCUCUCGUUCUCGGAGGAGAUGGACAAGUUUGCUGUCGCCAACGAUGAGGCUGCAACCGAGUUUGGUACAUUGUCGACUGUGGCCCACACCGUCGAGACCGGAUCGGACUGGUGUCCUUCGGGCAAGAGCUCGAUAUGCGGGAAGGGUGGCCGCGGCGCGGCGCUUGUUCCCAUCUCGCGCUCGCAGUCGGCGGCACUUAGCCCGCCGCCGCGGUAUGGUCAGUCAGCGAUGCGCCCGACGUCGUUGACCGGUACAGUUGGCGAUUCGCGCAGAAGACGACGCGAGCGGCGCGAGUCGAGGGACGCACCAGCAGCUUCUCGCCAUCUCCAGUAUUGA
Molecule: messenger RNA, 1173 nt
Organism: Thecamonas trahens ATCC 50062
Lineage: Eukaryota; Apusomonadida; Apusomonadidae
Exons: 1
Coding region: 1-1173 (390 amino acids)
Source: RefSeq, a predicted model, not a curated record